UCCUCAAUGCUGCGGGCAUCAGUCGCACCUCAGAGGCCCAAAGACGUGCCGCUGUUGCCUUCCCUUGACUACGAGAAGCUGAAGAAAGACCUAGUGAAUGGAUCAGAUCGACUGAAGGCUUUGCUGCUUCAGGCUUUGCGCUGGAGGUUAACCAGAUCUCUACAUGGUGAGCAAAGGGACACGGUUUUGCAAGCCUUCAUCAGCAAUGAUCUUCUGGAGCGCUACAGUUCCAAACAGAAAACUGUUCUUCAUCUGAUGAAAUCCAAAAAUGAGAUUGUCAGACAGUAUAUGGCACGGCUCAUCAAUGCCUUUGCCUCUUUGUGUGAUGGACGCAUGUACCUGUCUCAGAUACCCUCUUUACUGAGGUUUCUGCUCGACUGUCUGAAGACUGAAGAGAAAGAGUCUGUAACUCGAGAAAAUGUGCUUGCAGCACUGCAGAAACUCAGCCUCAGGCGAGCACAGCAAUCUGCUAUGAUCAGAGACGGUCUGAUUGGCUGGUUGGUCAAAGAGCUCCACGACUCCGACUGUCUGUCUGACUACACGCUUGAAUAUGCCAUCUCCCUCCUCAUGAACCUCUGCCUGCGCACUCAAGGAAAGAAGAAAUGCGCAGAGGAGGCCAAGCAUGUCCUGAAAGUCCUGACGGAGCUCCUGGGACAUGAGAACCAUGAGAUUCGGUACUAUGUGAAUGGAGCUUUAUACAGCAUCCUGUCCAUGCCAGAGAUACGAGAGGAAGCCAAACAGAUGAGUAUGGAGGAGAUCUUACGCUGUUACAGUAAAGAAGAAAAUCCUGAACUCAACAGACAAAUUGAAUUCAUCAUCAAACAGCUUAACUCCGCGGACAUCUCUGAACAUGAACCUGAGUCAGAUGGUGAAGAGGAUGACGAUGACGACGACGAGGAAGAUGUUAUGGAGGCAGACCUAGAUAAAGAGGAAGUCCUGCAGCCUCACCCGAAAGAGCUCAGCGGAGAAUCUUUGCUGGCAACAGAGUAUCUCGGGAUAAUGACCAACAUGGUGAAGAUGAAGAGGAGAUCAUAUCCUCCAUCAUCUCGCAGCAUAGACGAGCCACUCCAGCGGCCCGUUACGCCCAGCUCCCACAAAAACACCAUAGCUGGUGGUGAUGGAGUCUACGCUGUCACCCGACAGAGAAGUGAAGAUAGCCCCACCCACUCUCGCUUUAGUUCCCGCCCACCGACUCGCACUGGCAGCCGCCCCAGCACUGCUGAAUCCAUCCACCAAACCCUGGCCUCCGAUUCGGAAUGCUGGCGUUCCUCUGUGGAAUCAGGACUCACGGGGUCCCCCGAAAGACACGUACUUCAGCCAGGCCAGAACAACACCAAUGGCCACUCGUACAGUGGCCAGAACGUAGGCUUUGCAAGCCAGCCAAAGAUUCCUCGCACCCCUGACAAUGACGCAGGCAGUACUGGCAGGCCUCGUCUUCCCCCGCUGGCCCCCCAGUUCUCCAACAGCGAGCCCCAGCAGAGCAGCAGCAGGCCCGGUUCGUCAGGGGGCUCCGGCGGGUGGCCCAGCCAACAGAGCAGCCAAUCGAAUAGGAAGUGAAACAAGAGAAGCUUUUAGCAGGAGAAGUCAAUCGCCAGAGGAGCAUCCAACUUCCUGUAACAUCAUCCAAGUUUCUUAUCGCGGUCAGGCCGAGGGCCUGUGGAACAAAGCUGAGGAUUGUGGUUUCGGAGGGCCUUUCAGCCCCUGCCACAGAGUGCCUCUGUAACACAACACACACGAGCAAUAAUCACAAGUACUUUCAUCGUCCCACAACCUUCCAAACGCCUGGCGCUCGGCUCCUGCUUUGUUACUCUUGAUCCCCGACCACCCUCGCUCAGCGGAAGCAGCUAGAUUUAAAAUCAUACAAGAAUGAAGGUGUUUUCAGUCAGUCUGAAUUGUGUUUUCCGUGUUGCGCGUGUGAUUUGAUGCCGUUUUAUUGUUGUCACCGUUUUUUUGUGUACGUUUUAGUCGUAAAACUUCAUAUUGACCUGUAGUUGACCUGUAGUGCUGUGUGAAAUAGACCUGAUGGAGGAAGCUAAUGCUGGUAACUUUGACGAUUCAGAUUGAUCUUUACACCUGUAGGUUGCAAUUUUAGGUUUGGUUUGUGCUUUGAAGUGUUUUAAAGUCAUGAAUUGUGAAUAUUUUUCAUAAAAUAUAAUACAUUUUAUACAAAAAUAUCCUGCUGUGUCAUAUUACAAAAUAUAACCA
Messenger RNA from Sinocyclocheilus rhinocerous, 2205 nucleotides. Its product is annotated as lisH domain-containing protein ARMC9-like. The coding region runs from base 7 to 1557 and encodes 516 amino acids. NCBI's taxonomy places the organism in Eukaryota, Metazoa, Chordata, Actinopteri, Cypriniformes, Cyprinidae. The record is from RefSeq and is a predicted model, not a curated record. Gene Ontology annotation, biological process: cilium assembly. The transcript has 16 exons. Gene Ontology annotation, cellular component: ciliary basal body; ciliary tip; centriole.